This is a messenger RNA of Nematolebias whitei (Rio pearlfish), 759 nucleotides long. Its product is annotated as dysbindin. NCBI's taxonomy places the organism in Eukaryota, Metazoa, Chordata, Actinopteri, Cyprinodontiformes, Rivulidae. The coding region runs from base 169 to 717 and encodes 182 amino acids. Gene Ontology annotation, biological process: negative regulation of protein kinase activity. Gene Ontology annotation, cellular component: cytoplasm. The record is from RefSeq and is a predicted model, not a curated record. The transcript is spliced from 4 exons.
GCAGCAGCAGCAGGGUGGUGUUCAGCAUCAGUCGCUUUGAGCCUGUCGGAGCCACCAGAGGAGGUGGGAGAUGUUCAUGUUUACUGAACUCCUACACAGCUGAGCAGCCUCACCUCCCCCUCAUCAUCUCUGACUGAUGCUGCUUGUUUCUGACAACCUCCCAGCACCAUGAGCUCCUCAUCAGCCAAGCUCCACAGCCAGCGGCGACCCUCAGAGACAGAGCAUGCUCAAAGACAUCCAGAUGUGGAAGCAGCACAGCAGCUGAAGCUCAGAGAGAGGCAGCGCUUCUUCGAGGAGGUGAUCCAGCAUGAAGUGGACGUCUACCUGUCCUCAGCGCACCUGCUGUGUAUCAGAGACUACAAGAGACCUCCUAUAAGCAGCAUCUCCUCCAUGGAGGUGAACGUGGACCAGAUGGAGCCGAUUGACAUCCCUGAUCAAGACAAUUUGGACGUCUUCUUCAGCUCUGUGGAAGACGAGGAGUCGCUGACCUCUCCUCUGACAGGGAAAAACAAGGAGGCGGUCAGUAACGGGCUCUUCCAGCACGUCCUCGAAGGCCUCGACCGCAAGACCCGGAUGUCUUCCACGUCCUCAGAUUCGUCCUCUGACAGCCAGACCAGGGCAGAGACCCCCGUGGUGGGCUCAGACGACGAGGACAGCAGAGACGAGCGGAGGAGAGAGGAGAAAUCAGAACCUGCAUCCAUGUUUACAGGAAAAUAACUGCAGAAUGAAGCUGUUAGGGAUGGACACCUCAGACAGGGA